Molecule: messenger RNA, 752 nt
Organism: Amoebophrya sp. A120
Lineage: Eukaryota; Dinophyceae; Syndiniales; Amoebophryaceae
Source: the annotation of a GenBank genome assembly
GCGCGCCAGACGCGCAAAGCCAAUCCGCAUUCUAUGGGCCCGAUUUUUCCUCGCUUUUUGGGCGCCCCCCGUGGCGCCCGGAUCGGCCUCAUAGCAUGGGGGCUGGCUUUCGGAAAGGAAUUUCGAAAAUUUGUCAAAAUUUGCGACGCUUAUCAGGCGGCCGCCAUACCGUGUGGCCUAGCGUUACUCUCGGCGGUAUGGCGGGCCCAGAAAAAUCAAAGCCGCGACCAAGGCGGCGACCGGCAAGAAAACGCCCACGACCUCACUACCUCCGCCCCGGCGGCUAUAUUUGGUACCUGUUUGCAAAUGCAGCCCUCGGAUCUUGCAGUCGCGAUGAAGCUGCAAUAUCACAUAGCAUUCAGCCCCAUUGAUUUGAAUCGAUACCGCCUUAAUUUUUGCUUUUAUACGGUUACUCCUAUGUUGCGUAUUCAAUCUUCAUCUUAUUGUAGCAUUGAAAUUUGGAAGUUUUCGGAUAAAAUGUAAUUGGGUAAUUUUCAUGUGUACAAAGAUCGUCUAUGCUUUCGCGUCUAUUCUAGGCUAAAUUUGGCCGCACAAUCCGUUGUAUGAUUCUGAUUACGGCAUUAAGCGCAUCGCUUCAAUAUUUCAAUGUGUAAUUAAUGGCAUGGAGGCAUCAAGCGGCGCUACUUGUUUAAGGAGCUGAUCUUGAAUUUAUAUAUUUGAUUCUGAUCACGAUCGCAAAAGCACUUGAGUAGUUGAAUGAAGAUUGUUAGUAUCGUUCUGAAUGAUAGAAA